Ctenopharyngodon idella (grass carp) is the source of this 1106-nucleotide messenger RNA. RefSeq names its product ATPase H+ transporting V1 subunit F (gene atp6v1f). Gene Ontology annotation, cellular component: proton-transporting V-type ATPase, V1 domain; membrane. NCBI's taxonomy places the organism in Eukaryota, Metazoa, Chordata, Actinopteri, Cypriniformes, Xenocyprididae. Bases 109 to 468 code for a protein of 119 amino acids. Gene Ontology annotation, biological process: proton transmembrane transport. Gene Ontology annotation, molecular function: proton-transporting ATPase activity, rotational mechanism. The transcript is spliced from 2 exons. The record is from RefSeq and is a predicted model, not a curated record.
UUAAAGCGGAAGUGCAGUAGUCAGCUGAUUAAAGCAUAUGAUCCUGCAGGACGGGAAAACAUUUCAUCCAUUCUGACUUUUAUUUGAGCGAAUAUAAAAAACGUCGCAAUGCCUGGACGGGGGAAAUUAAUCGCCGUUAUAGGGGAUGAAGAUACAUGUACCGGAUUCCUCCUCGGAGGGAUUGGAGAGCUCAAUAAAAACCGAAAACCCAAUUUCUUGGUGGUGGAAAAGGACACUAGCAUCACAGAGAUAGAAGAGACCUUCAAGAGUUUCCUGGUUCGCAGUGACAUUGGCAUCAUCCUCAUCAACCAGUUCAUCGCAGAGAUGAUUCGUCAUGCUAUAGAUGCCCACAUGCAGUCCAUCCCGGCCGUGCUGGAGAUUCCUUCUAAAGAGCAUCCGUAUGAUGCCUCCAAGGAUUCCAUCCUGCGGCGGGCCAAGGGCAUGUUCUCAGCAGAGGACUUCCGAUAAGUUGACACCCCCAUGGGGUCACAGUCUGGCCUGGGCAGAUGCGAGAGUAAUCGAGGUUUACUUCUUGUUCUCAUCCAUCUUGCUGAAGCUGGAAACCAUAUUAUAAGGAUUAUAUAAUGAUGUGUUGUUUAUGUAAUGUCCUGUGAUGUGUAUUUUGCCAUUCCCAAGUUUGUUUGUCAGUGCUCCUAAUAAUAAUUGUUUAAAUUAUAUAUAAUAUAAUUAUUUAUAAUAUUAUAUUAUAUAUAAAAAUGGGGGAAAAAGACAUGCAUUAUUUUACCCAUUGUGUAACAGACAUUAUAUAUUGCAAGAAAUUUAGUUAAAGGAAUUUAUUAUAAAUACUGUCACUUCAAUGUUUAAGUUCUGGAAUGUCUUUCAUUUCAAAGCUGAUAAUACUGGACUGCAGAACCACCGUUCAUGAAUCUGUCUCGAAUAACUUUAAAUGUUAACCGGACAUCUUUAGAUCACCUAUAUCUGUAACUGUAAUAUGGUGUGCUAUAAAUGCACGUUUUGUCAUUGUGUUGGUUGACACUUUGAGCUUUACAAAGAGCUGUACACAGUGUGAUGUAAUUAAAAUAUGUUAACUUACAUCUUCAGAACUGUGAAUUGCAGUUUAUUAAAAGUAACAGAGUCUGACACUC